Messenger RNA from Naumovozyma castellii, 717 nucleotides. It is a transcript of the gene CBT1, whose product is annotated as Cbt1p. Bases 1 to 717 code for a protein of 238 amino acids. NCBI's taxonomy places the organism in Eukaryota, Fungi, Ascomycota, Saccharomycetes, Saccharomycetales, Saccharomycetaceae. The transcript has a single exon. The record is from RefSeq and is a predicted model, not a curated record.
AUGAGGCAUAAUAUCAAGUACAUUUACAAGACGCUCAAGACGCCUCACUUUGUCUAUAAGUAUGGUGACGUAUCUGAAAAGGAAUUCCAAGAGUUGGGAAGAAGAAUAGGGAUUAAUGCGGCUCGAGCGCAAUAUAUGGAUGCUCUACAGAGUUACAACACAUUGUAUCUGUUCAGUUGGCAACUUGAAAAAGAUAGGAAAAUUAACAGGGAUUACUAUUGGAACUUAUUUUUUGAAAAUGGAUUUAAAAAUGGAGGGUUGGACACAACUGCACCAUCGUUGCACUUGCCAGAGAAGAUCAAUAAUAGCAUAUUCCAAGAGUGUGUUGGUACCAAGUUAUCUCCAAGCAAUGAAGAGUACAGGUUGUUCUUACAACGAAAUCCAAAUAUUGAUUCCAUUGAAUCAACGCUUAGUUAUGUGGAGGAUAAUCCUUCCAGUGAGUUAACUUUAAAGAUGAUGGGGCUAUUGAUUAAUCCUGAAAUAAAUAUUUCUCUCAUGGAGACCAUAUCUUACAUCCAACCAUUUUUAGAAGAAUCGAAUAAUAAGUAUACAAAUCUGGAUUAUACCAAAUUGCUCGAACUUGCCAAGAAUUCUUCGACAGAGAGGGAUCCGAAUAAAUUGAAAGUGAAGGAAUUAUUGCAUGGAUUAGCCAGGAAUGACUUGUCAGUACCCAAAUUGGUAAAGAACGGUGAUUGGUUAAUUCUCACAAAGCCAUGA